Messenger RNA from Vollenhovia emeryi, 1080 nucleotides. Its product is annotated as dehydrodolichyl diphosphate syntase complex subunit DHDDS-like. The record is from RefSeq and is a predicted model, not a curated record. The annotation marks the transcript as partial. Lineage: Eukaryota; Metazoa; Arthropoda; Insecta; Hymenoptera; Formicidae. Gene Ontology annotation, biological process: polyprenol biosynthetic process. Gene Ontology annotation, cellular component: endoplasmic reticulum; dehydrodolichyl diphosphate synthase complex. Gene Ontology annotation, molecular function: ditrans,polycis-polyprenyl diphosphate synthase [(2E,6E)-farnesyl diphosphate specific] activity. The transcript has 3 exons.
AAUGGACCCCCUGUUCUCUAUAGCUGUACUGGCUGCACUAGUUCAGAUAUAAAAAACCUUGUUACAAUCCUUUGUUACAAAUGUACAAUUUCCAGGAAAAAACUGCAGAAAGAUGGAGUGUGCAUUCGCGUGAUUGGCAAUUUGUCCUUGCUCCCAAAAGAUUUAAGCAAGAUAAUCGCCGAAGUUAUUAUGGUCACUAGGGACAAUAAAAAAUUUAUUCUGAAUUAUGCUUGUCCUUAUACAUCAAGGGAGGACAUUACUCAUGCAAUUAAGGAUAUAGCAAAGGGCGUAAAGCGUUCUGAUAUCUUGCCCGAAGAUGUUGAUGAACACCUGAUUACCGACUGUUUGUACACUUACAAAUCUUCAAACCCGGAUUUAUUAAUUCGUACUUCUGGAGAGACUCGACUUAGCGAUUUCCUUAUGUGGGAAAUUGCUGACACCUACCUCUACUUCACUGAUGUAUUGUGGCCUGAAUUUAGUCUUUGGACUUUUUUGGUUGCAAUCUUUCAUUAUCAGAGAUGCUUUCCUGACUUGCAAAGAAAUAGGAUUACGAAACCGAUCGUGCGUAACAGUAGGGUAUCCAUGUUUCUCGACAAAUUGUAUCGCGAACGCGAUAUUAUCCCAGAGAACAUUAUGACGUCUUAAAGACGUCUUAAAUAGUUCUAAGACGUCUUAUGAAGUUGUCAGAAACUUUGACUAUAUAAUCAUGGACUGCUAGUUGCCGCUUCAGGAUGUAAUCGACAUCACGAGCGCCACCAUAGGAUAAGUGGCGGAAUCCCGGUACUUCAAUGACAUAUUUUGUUUGUAGCAGAUUAAUAGACAGAUCGCCAAAGACCCGUAAAGUCACUAGAUAGAUAAAGUACCGCAAUCCGUGGUUCCGACGUUGGAAUAAACAUGGCGUCGGAAGUGUACAUAGUGCAAACGUGUAACUUAUCUACCCAUUAAGUGUAAUUCUAACCUCUGUUGCGUUGAUGUCACAUGAAACCAUAACGUUCAGCCACCCAAUCAGCACCCAUUAUUUUUUAAACAUUUAUUAAAUAUUUUAUUUUCAUUAAUUUUAUAUUGUUCAAUUGAUUUUAA